CUAUGGCUUCAGAAUAAGCCUUUACUGCAUCAUUGAAUUGUCCAACGGACAAUAACCCAUCGGCUCUGCUUAUGAGAGGCAAGAGACCUGGUGGGUAGAGCGACGACCCAGUGCUUGGUGAAGGGUCUGCGACGACUGUGGAGAAUAGUAGGGAGAGGGAUAUUGAAACGACCGUGGUGAAUCCAAGACGCACUCGCAUGGCGGGCUCGAGGGUAUAGGUCCUAGGAAGGAUAGUCAGAUAUGGUCAAGAGCAAGUUGCAGUCGUGCUCACAAUCGCAACUGGGCCUUGACGAUGUAGAGGACGAGUGAAAUGGGGAGGCUUGUUAUGAGAUGAAGAGGUUGCAAGUUGAACAUUGUCGGUAUUCCACGUAAAUGGACUCUCCGGGGUCCUGCUUCGGGCUUACUGAGCGCUCGGUACUCGCUCAGUUGUCGCCUAGCGUCGUACUCAAGAUACACCAGAGUUAACAACGAGUUCACAAGUUGGAAACUCUGUUUGAAGCAACACCGGAUGGCCAACAACACUGAGCCCUAUGUUCGCCCAGGAGAACCGCUUCCCGAUUUCUUGCGCUCCUUUUGGCAGCGACAGAUUGAUACUGCUGAGCAGGAAACCCCAGACUACCGACAUCCACCACUUCCCCUCGCAAGAAUCAAGAAGGUCAUGAAAAGCGACCCUGAAGUCAAGAUGAUUGCAGCUGAUGCACCCAUCCUAUUCUGUAAAGCAUGUGAAAUCUUCAUUUCAGAGAUCACUGCCCGUGCCUUCAUCAUCGCCGACUCCAACAAAAGGCGCACUCUCUCCCGUGCUGACAUUGCCAAAGCCAUAAGCAAGUCAGACCAAUUCGACUUCCUUAUUGAUGUUGUCCCUCGGGAGGAUCCUCUCGGUGGUGCUCCCUCAGGCGCGCCUACAUCCAAGGCUCCACCUAAGAGAGCCAGCUCAGAUGGCAAAGACGACGAGCAGCUACUGAACAAUGAUACACGAGCCGUGUCUUUGACUUUGGGCCCUGGCGAGAGCGGCUCUCAUAACGAUCUUUCCAGCUCUGAUGUUCUGGAUCAGCUUCAGACGCUUCUCAACCCCUCUGGUUCCAUUGAACACCAUCCAUCAUCAUAGGCAGAGUCUUAUGUUGUAGCUUCUCAGUUAAUUUUAUUCAUAUUCUGUCGAGCAUGUACUUAUAACAGUAGGAAUACUUGGACAAAUCUCAUUUGUCUCAUUCAGAAUUAUGCAUUUGAGCAAUAA
Somion occarium is the source of this 1231-nucleotide messenger RNA. The record is from the annotation of a GenBank genome assembly. NCBI's taxonomy places the organism in Eukaryota, Fungi, Basidiomycota, Agaricomycetes, Polyporales, Cerrenaceae.